AUGCCGAUUUUCCGGUCCCCAAUCUUCACCAUGCCUACUUGGUGCUCACCUCGCCUCGUGAACCGCCGCCCAUCACAUGCACAGAUUAAGAACAACCAGAACGCAAACUCCACAAACGAAAACAAUGCACCCAAUGUUCUUCGUAUUGCCGUCAUGGGCGGUGCUCGCGUCGGAAAGUCAACCUUGAUCCACCAGUUCCUGUUUGAACGGACGCCGUCCCAGUAUGAAUCUACCGUCGAAGAACUGUACCGUUCCCAAUACGACGGUAACCUCACAUUGGAAGUACUGGAUACGAGCGGUACGUUCCAAUUUCCAGCUAUGCGACGGCUCGCAAUCUCUACCGCUGAUGCCUUCAUCUUGGUUUACGCCUUGAACGACGUCACUACUUUCGACGAGGUUCGUGACCUACGUGAGGCUAUCGCUUGUGCUAGGCCCAACGCGCCCGUCAUCGUCGUCGGGAAUAAGUUGGACCUGUCAUCGUCGCGUCACCUGCAACGUGAAAUAACGGAAACGGUCGUGUGCGUGGACUGGGAGUGUUCGUACGUUGAGUGUGCUGCCGUCGUUGGUGCAAACGUAAUGGACGUCUUCAAAGAACUCAUGAAUCGAUUUCAGGUCCAGGCGGUCAGCAACCCGCAGAGACGACGCAGGAGGUCGCUGCCUACAAUUGCCAUGUCCAAUAAGGCUAUGCAGACAUACACUCAAGAUUCCAAACGUAAUAGCUGCAUUUUGUCUUGA
Molecule: messenger RNA, 735 nt
Organism: Ornithodoros turicata
Lineage: Eukaryota; Metazoa; Arthropoda; Arachnida; Ixodida; Argasidae
Product: ras-related protein Rap1-like
Exons: 2
Coding region: 1-735 (244 amino acids)
Molecular function (GO): GTPase activity; GTP binding
Source: RefSeq, a predicted model, not a curated record